AUGGAUGCCACGUUGGAUGUUGGGCGACGGCUCGUUCAAAUGCUCUGGGAUCCCGAGCCGACUAACGACAUCGUUCGCGACCAGCCCGUGUGGUGCCUAGGCUCGUCCUACAAGCUCAACACCUCGCCUAGUCUGAAACCCGCUGCUACAUCAGCAGCAUCGACCGCAUCCCCGGCUGCCGAAACCACAUCCAAGUCCCCCGUUCAAGCGCCGACCAAGCUCCCCGAAACGCCUCCCGACUCGGCAGCUAGCAGUUUAGACUCGUCGCUCGCGUACGAGGAGGCCCCUCGCGAUGGAGGCUGGCCCCCGGCCUUCCUUGAUGACUUCGAGUCGCGCAUAUGGAUGACGUACCGAUCCGAAUUCCAACCCAUCGCCAAGUCGACCGACCCCAAGGCUCUUUCUGCCCUGUCUUUCUCGAUGCGUCUGAAGCAACAGCUCUCGGACGCUAGUGGCUUUGCCUCAGAUAGCGGAUGGGGCUGCAUGAUCAGAUCUGGCCAGAGCCUGUUGGCCAAUGCUAUGGCCAUGCAGCUUCUGGGACGAGACUGGCGCAGAAAGACGCGCGAAGACGACGAGAAGCAGCUCUUGUCUAUGUUCGCCGAUGACCCGAGAGCUCCCUAUUCCAUUCAUAAUUUCGUGCGACAUGGCGCGAUAGCCUGUGGAAAGUACCCUGGCGAAUGGUUCGGACCGUCGGCCACAGCCAGGUGCAUCCAAGCCUUGACCAAUGCGAACGAAUCGACCCUCCGAGUCUACUCGACUGGCGACGGCCCCGACGUUUACGAAGACAAGUUCAUGAACAUCGCCAAACCAGACGGGGCGGCAUUCCACCCUACCGUCAUCUUGGUGGGCACGAGAUUAGGUAUUGACAAGAUCACACCAGUAUACUGGGAAGCUCUCGUAGCAUCGCUGCAGAUGAAGCAAUCAAUUGGCAUUGCAGGAGGCCGACCAUCAUCAUCACAUUACUUCAUUGGGGUUCAGGGUCUCAAUUUCUUCUACCUAGAUCCUCAUAAUACGCGUCCAGCACUGCCCUACCACGAGGAUCCCGGAAACUACACACCCGAGGAAAUCGAUACUUGCCACACGCGGAAGCUGCGUCGACUGCACAUUAAGGAGAUGGAUCCUAGCAUGUUGAUAGGCUUUCUUAUUCGUGAUGAGGAGGACUGGAAGGACUGGAGACGAAGCGUCAAACAUGUCCAGGGUAAGACCAUCAUCCAUGUUUCUGAUCACGACCCCGUCGCGCAAAUGGGUGCGCAAGAUAGUGCCAUCGCCCAGGUCGAAGCUAUGAGCGACGACGACGAUGAUGCCGUCCAGUACGUUUAG
This is a messenger RNA of Pseudomassariella vexata, 1317 nucleotides long. RefSeq lists its product as uncharacterized. Gene Ontology annotation, molecular function: protein-phosphatidylethanolamide deconjugating activity. The record is from RefSeq and is a predicted model, not a curated record. The transcript has 4 exons. The coding region runs from base 1 to 1317 and encodes 438 amino acids. NCBI's taxonomy places the organism in Eukaryota, Fungi, Ascomycota, Sordariomycetes, Amphisphaeriales, Pseudomassariaceae.